GGGGGGCAGCAUGGACCAGGAUUGCUGAUAACCUGGUUCAACGUGGUCUUGUGAAAGCUACUCAAAGAUCUGUUCGCAAUCUGUUUAAUUCUUUGAUGGAGGAGUACCAUGCUAGAGAAAGAAGAAAAGACGGCAAGUGGGGUUCAGGUAAAGUUUGAUGAAUCAUAUCAAGCUCUAACAGGGAUAGAUGAGUGAAUGUCAGAGUGGGAGGAAAAAUCACAGGAAAAAGAAACAACAGAAAAAGAGACUGCUGAGGAUAUGAGGAGGAAGGCUGUGGAAAGGUUGAGCAGUACAAAGAAAAGAAAGAGAGAUGGUGUUGCAGGUGAAGGUGACAAUAAUUCUGAUGAUGGGGCAUCGCCAAUUAAGAAGAAAUCAAGUCACACCAAUUUGGUUUCAAUGCUGCAAGCCUCCAUUGCAAUGAAAAAAAAUGAGCAAGAAGAACAUCGGCAGUUUCACAACAGAGAGUUGGAGCUGAGAGCUGCUGUAAUACAGCAACAGCAGCAAUUCCAGACAAUGCUGCUUCAUCAGCAACAGCAAUAUCAACAACAGCAAGAAGCCUUGAAUAUGGCUAUUUUGAAUACUGUGAAUGAACUUUUAAAACGUAUCAAGAACCCCUAAAAACUGACAUUGCCUGAAAGUUAAUUUUUUUCAGGAAUUUUAAUGAUAAACGGUGUAUGUUAUUCAAUUAAAUUUGACAUGUUAACAUGUUAGGGUUUUAAUCCAAUGUUGAAUUUG
This is a messenger RNA of Orbicella faveolata, 735 nucleotides long. RefSeq lists its product as uncharacterized. Lineage: Eukaryota; Metazoa; Cnidaria; Anthozoa; Scleractinia; Merulinidae. The record is from RefSeq and is a predicted model, not a curated record.